Messenger RNA from Fusarium graminearum PH-1, 1602 nucleotides. RefSeq lists its product as uncharacterized. Gene Ontology annotation, molecular function: N,N-dimethylaniline monooxygenase activity; flavin adenine dinucleotide binding; NADP binding. The record is from RefSeq and is a predicted model, not a curated record. The transcript is spliced from 2 exons. NCBI's taxonomy places the organism in Eukaryota, Fungi, Ascomycota, Sordariomycetes, Hypocreales, Nectriaceae. Bases 1 to 1602 code for a protein of 533 amino acids.
AUGUCUGAGCACACAAUUGUCCUCGACGCUCUCAUCGUCGGCGGUGGCUUCGGUGGUGUAUACCAACUGAAACGACUCCGUGAUGAGGGCUUCAAUGUCAAGCUGGUCGACAUGGCAUCUGACUAUGCAGGUGUCUGGUUCUGGAACCGAUACCCCGGUGCUCGAGUCGAUAGCUCUGUACCACACUACGAGUUUUCCGACCCCGAGCUAUGGCGUGACUGGAACUGGACUGAACGCUUCCCCGGAAGCGCCGAACUCAGAGACUACUUCGCAUACGUAGCUAAGAAGUGGGAGUUGCGUAAAGACACACUGUUCAACACAUGUAUCUCCCAAUGUGAUUGGGAUGAAAAGACCAACAGAUGGACGAUCCAGAGUAAGGACGGCAAGAGAUUCUCUGCCCAAUACUUGCUCCUCAACACUGGCUUCGCAGCCAAACGACAUACACCUGACUGGAAGGGUAUCGACCAAUUUCAGGGUAACUGGAUACAUCCUUCGUACUGGCCUCAUGAGGACCCUGACCUCAAAGGCAAGAAAAUUGCCGUCAUCGGAACGGGUUCAACGGGUGUCCAGCUCGCGCAAGAACUCAGCAAGGUGGCCAGCGAGUUUGUCCUGUUUCAGAGGUCUCCCAAUCUGGCACUUCCUAUGAAGCAGAUCAAAUACUCCCCCAAAUCAAUCCCAGAAGAUCGCUAUAAGGAGGUAUACCAAGGCCGCCAUGAUAGUUUCUCUGGUUUUGACUUUAACUUUCUUCCACGCAACACUUUUAGUGAUGAUCCAAAGUCGCGUCUUGCACUAUAUGAAGAUCUCUGGACUCAUGGAGAUUUUCACUUUUGGCUUGCAACUUACCAAGACAUGCUCUUUGACGAGAAGGCCAAUGAAGAAGCCUACAAUUUCUGGAAGUCCAAGGUCAGGUGUCGUAUCAACGAUCCACGCCAUCAAGAACUUCUGGCUCCUGAGAAACAACCUUAUAGUUUUGGCUGUAAGCGAAUUUCUCUCGAAAGCGGCUACUUUGAGAUAUUUAACCAGCCGAACGUGUCCUUGGUGGAUGUCAACGCAACCCCCGUCGUUGAAGUCACGGAGCGCGGUAUUAAGACGACCGAGAAAGAGUGGGAAUUUGACAUUGUUGUUUGUGCAACUGGGUUUGAUGCAAUUACUGGUGGUAUGUUAGACAUGAACAUCACCGGAGCAUCAGGUCUGAAGCUUACCGAUAAGUGGAAGACUGGAGCCAAGACAUAUCUCGGCAUGGCAGUCGCUGGAUUUCCGAACAUGUUCUUCACGUAUGGGCCACAGGCACCCACAGCAUUGUGCAACGGUCCAACAUGUGCUGAGUCACAAGGUGAAUUUAUUGUCAGCUUGAUGAAGUACAUGUCGAAAAACGGUUCUCGUGCGGUAGACGCCUCGCAGGAGUCCGAGGCUGAAUGGGGAGCGACAGUUCGUGAUUUUGCCAAUACCUCGCUUUUGCCCAGCACCAAGUCGUGGUACAUGGGAGAUAAUAUUCCAGGCAAGCCACGCGAGUGUCUUAUCUACCUUGGUGGUGUCCCAACAUAUACCAAAGCCUUGAAGGGAUGCGGCGAUAGUGGCUACAAGGGAUUUCAAUUCAAAUGA